Molecule: messenger RNA, 1302 nt
Organism: Penicillium paradoxum
Lineage: Eukaryota; Fungi; Ascomycota; Eurotiomycetes; Eurotiales; Aspergillaceae
Product: NAD(P)/FAD-dependent oxidoreductase
Exons: 3
Coding region: 1-1302 (433 amino acids)
Molecular function (GO): flavin adenine dinucleotide binding; sarcosine oxidase activity; proline dehydrogenase activity
Source: RefSeq, a predicted model, not a curated record
AUGGACAAAGAAAGCAAAGUCAUCAUCGUUGGGGCAGGGAUUUUUGGUCUCUCGACAGCUUAUCAGCUCGCAUCCGAAGGAUAUCGCAAUGUAGUCGUUCUUGACAGACAUAUGCCACCGGUCCCUGAUGGAUCUAGCUCUGAUAUCUCCCGUGUCAUUCGGUUCGACUAUGCAGAUGACGACUAUUUGGAUCUUGCAUACGAAGCCUACUUAAAAUGGCGAGAUACGCCCAGAUAUAAAGGCAUUUUCUAUCCGGCCGAUUAUAUAUUGGUCGGCAAAACGGGUGCCUAUGGCAAGGACUGGAUGACAAAAACCACCGCCGCUCUUGACAAGAAAAAGCUGCCGUGGACCGAGCUUGAAGACAUGACGACGAUCAAGCAAAAGUUCCCUGUUCUGACAGGCGAGCUCGCAACUCCUGGAUUUUCUGGAUACAGUAAUCAUCAAGCAGGCUGGGCAGACGCGGCGAAAGCUGUUAGCCAGCUUCGCGAUGACUGUUUUGAACUCGGUGUAUCAUUUAUUUGCGGUCGCGGAGGGACUGUGGUCGAACUUGAGACCGAUCACCGCAAAGUCAUCAAGGCUGUUCGAACCCUCACUGGGAGUCGGGUUGAGGGUGACCACUUUAUUCUUUCGACUGGUGCCUGGACCUCUGGCUUGGUUCCAAUGUAUAACUCAGCGCUAUCAACCGCACAGGUUGUUGGAUAUGUCCGUCUUACACCGUCUGAGGUGGAGAAGUACGAGAACCUUCCUAUCUAUGCAAACUUUGCAACUGGAUGGUUCAACUUCCCCCCUCAUGGAGAUACCCAGACAUUGAAGAUGGCAAUCCACGGAUGGGGAUACACUCGGAUCCCAACACAAGCAGACCGCAACAUUGUUCAAUCAAAUGUGUCAUCCCCACCAUUGAUCCCUCCCCGCGAGCGUGUAAACUUUGUCCCAAAGGAUGGAGAGGUCCGCCUAAGAGAAGGCCUGCGCGAGAUUCUUCCGGAGCUGGGAGAUCGACCUUUCGAGAAGCUAGCCAUGUGUUGGUAUACCGACACGCCAACUGGGGACUUUGUGAUGGAUUAUCAUCCCGACUAUGCCAAUCUGUUUGUUGGAGGUGCAGGGAGUGGACAUGCGUUCAAGUUCUUGCCCAUCUUAGGCAGAUACAUGUCAUUGGCUCUCAAAAAGUCGCUGCCCCCGAAUCUUGCUCAAAAAUGGAGAUUCAGAAUGGACUACGCAGGUCAAGAUGAUACUUUCAAGGGUGAUGGAAGUCGUGGAGGACCUACUAGGCGGGAAUUAGACCCUCAAGAAAGGGCAAAACUCUGA